ACAGCUUUCGAAUGUGGGAGGAGACCUUCAGGCGCCCGUAUUGUGGGUGGAGAAGAAGCAGUCCCAAAUUCGUGGCCAUGGCAAUUGUCAUUGCGUGUAUACGGACGUCACAACUGCGGAGCCUCUCUCGUUGAUCCUUACUGGGCUGUAACCGCUGGUCACUGUGUUAAAGGAAACUCAAACCCGCACGUUUACUCCGUUUUGGCAGGGGCACACUUCCGUUAUAGCGGCGGCAUAGAGUACAAGAUCUCCAAGGUGAUCCUACAUCCUAACUACCAUUCUAAUAUUAUGAAUGACAUUGCCUUGCUGAAACUGUCAAGUCCAGCUGCAUUAAACCAAAAAGUUGGGCUCAUUUGUCUUCCAAGACAAGGGAAUAGAGUUCCUAGAGGAAAGAUGUGCUGGAUGACAGGGUGGGGACGCUACUCGCCAAACAGUAAUGCUGGAUCUGACAGACUCAAACAAACCUUCGUCCCGAUCGCCGACCACCAGACAUGUCGCAGGGUCAAUGGUGGUUCAGUCAAGGAAAAUAGCAUGGUCUGUGCAGGUGGUAAAGGAACGAGUGUUUGUAAUGGUGAGAGCGGUGGACCGUUAUCGUGCGAGGAGAAUGGUAGAUGGGUGUUACGUGGUGCAGCCUCGUGGGUAACUGAUCGAAGCUGCCCUAGAAAUACGUACUCUGUGUAYGCUAGAGUUAGCGAGUUUAUUGACUGGAUAACAAGAACCAUACAAGCAAAUGGCGGUGGAGGUGGUGGUGGUAGCGGCGGCGGCAUUGGAUCAAGUUGUUCUGAUAGCAAUCAGCAUUGCCCUGAAUGGGCGAAUGCAGGCCACUGCAGGAAAUCACAUGUCCAAACGACUUGCCGAAAAAGCUGUGGGAAGUGUUCAGGCGGUGGUGGAGGUGGUGGUUGCGUUGAUAACAAUAGGGAUUGUAACAAGUGGGGCUACCUAUGUAACACAAAUGACUAUGUGAUUAAUAACUGCAAGAAAACCUGUGGGACCUGCUAAUGAACUAUAACAUGGUUUACCUCACUGGUACUAUAUAAACGAAACAUGGUUCUAUUUGUCAUUGAUUCGCUGAUAAUUUGGAAUGGGAUAUCAAAAAAUCAAUAAAAGAUCUUAAGAUUUCA
Messenger RNA from Exaiptasia diaphana, 1121 nucleotides. Its product is annotated as chymotrypsinogen B. The annotation marks the transcript as partial. The record is from RefSeq and is a predicted model, not a curated record. Gene Ontology annotation, molecular function: serine-type endopeptidase activity. Lineage: Eukaryota; Metazoa; Cnidaria; Anthozoa; Actiniaria; Aiptasiidae. The transcript is spliced from 7 exons. Gene Ontology annotation, biological process: proteolysis.